Molecule: messenger RNA, 2332 nt
Organism: Oryzias melastigma (Indian medaka)
Lineage: Eukaryota; Metazoa; Chordata; Actinopteri; Beloniformes; Adrianichthyidae
Product: tumor necrosis factor receptor superfamily member 5
Exons: 8
Coding region: 525-1448 (307 amino acids)
Biological process (GO): apoptotic process; cellular response to tumor necrosis factor; positive regulation of interleukin-12 production
Cellular component (GO): external side of plasma membrane; membrane; CD40 receptor complex
Molecular function (GO): antigen binding; CD154 receptor binding; transmembrane signaling receptor activity
Source: RefSeq, a predicted model, not a curated record
AGCAAAGCAAAACACUUUUGAGAGAAUACCAAAUGGCUUUUAACUUCUAAUUUUACUAGAACAAAAGUUCAUGGAAACAAUGGAUGUAAAGUUGGAGGGAGGAAAUCUUUCUGUACAGCGCUUGAUGAAUGUGCCAAAAUCUUGCUUUUGAAUGUGGAGCCAUGGAAACACUUGUAUGUAUAGUUUGAGAGCUGAGACAGGAAGGAAAUGAGGAGAAACGCAGAGAGAGGCAGAGACAAAGAAAGGAGAACAGUUUAUAGAGGUCAAUGGGGCUUUCCGUCGAUUAGAAAAGACAAGAAAUAGGUAGAACAGAGUGAGGAGGGAGAUUAAAUGUUUGAAUCACAACCCGAUCAGACAUCAGGAGGAGUUAAGACUUAAGUUGAUGAGCAACCAGUAAGCAAACGCCAGAAAAAAGAAGUUCCCUUUUAAGGAUUGGCUUUGACGUUACGACAAGAGUAAGCGGAAGAGUUUUAAGAGAGAAGAUUUCACCUUCAAGUGAUGGACUGCAAUCAAAUCAGCUGCAAAUGAGAAUGUCUUGUUCAACUGAAGAUUUGUACUACAACAAUGGGAUUUGCUGUGACCGCUGCCCUCCAGGACAUUAUGUACAAACUGAAUGUAGCCAAGACCAGAAAACCAAGUGUGCAGUCUGUCAUCACGGAACCUAUGCAGCCACCAAAAAUUACCUCUCUAAAUGUCACGUCUGUAAAACGUGCAGUUCUAAGAACCACCUGAAGCAAGAGAGUUGCUGCACAGCUGAGAGGGACACUGUUUGUGUGUGUGAGAGAGGUUACUACUGCAGCACUCCUGUUUGCGACCACUGCCAGCCGGUGACCCGGUGCAGUAAGGGUUCAGGAGUCAAAGUCCCAGCGACUCGCACAAACGACACAAUAUGCCAAACGUGUGAAAAGGGAACCUACAGCAAUGUAACGGAUUUCGACUCCUCUUGUAAAGUUCACACCAGAUGUGAGGACAUUGGCAGAGAGCUUCGAACCCCUGGAACUAAAGAAACGGAUGCCGUCUGUGGAGACCUCAUAUCUCGCUGUCUCGGUGGACCCGAAUGUUCUUGGAUGCUGCCUGCAGGCCUGUGGUCGGGAUUGUUGCUGACGUUGCUCGUCGUGGCAGCUCUCAUCUUCUGGAAACGCAAAUCAUUCAGAGCAGCAGUCAGCCGCAGGCUUCCUGUUACCAAACUGAAGAGCGGUCCCCCACCGCCUGUCACUCCCCCAGAGCUGCCUUCUCAUUGCCAAGAGACCUGCCCGAUUAUUGACUGCAAAAUAGCAUUUUUAGAUCAAGAUGAUCCCACUCUCAUCUCCAAAGUUGAAGACAAAGACAGCACCCUUCCCAUCACAUCUCUCCACAGUGACUGCAGUCACAUCAGUACAGUUUAUUGGCCCAGCAGCGUUCUCAGGUCGCAGUCUGAGCCACAAGAGGACGAGUGGUGUGGGACAUAAACUAUAAAGCUAAAUGUGUUAGGUCUUUUUCAUGACUAAAACGGGUAUUUAUAUUAAAAAGAAGAUUUUUAUUUUUUAAAUGUGUCAACUUUAAAAAUCAAAGUCAUCAAUUAAAUCAGAAAUCAUAGGAUUAUAACCAAGUUCUUGAUUAGGUGGAUGAUAGUGUGCUGCCACCUGCUGGACUCUGAUGAAAAUUGCAAGUUUCAAGUGUAGCUUCUGUGAGUAAAUAUCUCUGGUUUAAAAGCGCAUUCCAAGUGACAGAGUUGUGUCCAGUAACAAUACUUAGGUGCUGAAACUUUUUAAAAUAUUUUGUGUAAAAAUUAAAUAAAUAGUAUUAGAAGACGAUAGUGGGGAAAUUAACCUCAACAUGGCGUCUCUUAUACAUCUCAGUCACUUGUUAGUUAUUAAUAGGCCUUAUGUAUGUUUUUAUUUUAUGUCUUUUUGUCUGAAAUGAAAUUUUUAUAAAUGUUUUUAUAAUUUUGCAUUAUUUUUUUAAUCUUUUCUUUCAUAAGCUACUUGUUGAACUUACUAGAUACAUUUUCAAUGCCGGUAUCGUCAUUUUUCGGUGGUUCAGAACCGAUGAUUAUCAUGUUAAAAGUGAAAAUCUUAAAAAAUAAGGCCAAAAAUGUUGUAAUACUAAAUCAAAUCAUUGUUGGGUUGUUAUUUGCUGAGGAAAGAUGUUGCCAGCAAAAUACACAAACCGGUCCAAAUGCUGAUGUUCAAUUUAUACUGUCUGAAAAUGCUGGAUUUUCUCUGGAUCUCAAAGAUGAUCCUUUUGUUUCAGAUAAAGUUUUGUUUUGAGGCAUGAAAGUACAGUAGAAGCUUCUUCUAUGCUUUAAUUUACAUGACACCCCUUUGGACUCAAUAAAGUUUAUUUUUUCUUA